This is a messenger RNA of Homarus americanus (American lobster), 807 nucleotides long. RefSeq lists its product as uncharacterized. The transcript has 4 exons. Lineage: Eukaryota; Metazoa; Arthropoda; Malacostraca; Decapoda; Nephropidae. The record is from RefSeq and is a predicted model, not a curated record. Bases 1 to 807 code for a protein of 268 amino acids.
AUGUGUCGCGUCUCCCCCCAAUGGAAACCAAAGAAUAUCUCUCCCUCACUUACUGCUCUUCCUACACCCUCUCCCUCACUUACUGCUCUUCCUACACCCUCUCCCUCACUUACUGCUCUUCCUACACCCUCUCCUUCACUUACUGCUCUUCCUACACCCUCUCCUUCACUUACUGCUCUUCCUACACCCUCUCCUUCACUUACUGCUCUUCCUACACCCUCUCCCUCACUUACUGCUCUUCCUACACCCUCUCCCUCACUUACUGCUCUUCCUACACCCUCUCCCUCACUUACUGCUCUUCCUACACCCUCUCCUUCACUUACUGCUCUUCCUACACCCUCUCCUUCACUUACUGCUCUUCCUACACCCUCUCCUUCACUUACUGCUCUUCCUACACCCUCUCCCUCACUUACUGCUCUUCCUACACCCUCUCCUUCACUUACUUACACCCUCUCCACACUUACUGCUUCUACACUCUCUCCUUCACUUACUGCUCUUCCUACACCCCUCUCCUCCUACGACCAUGGCAGUAGUAAGCAGUCAAAAAGCAGCAAAACCUGUCCAGGAUGGCGACAAAAAUGCACCCCGUGCCGGCUCAUUCCUGUGGAGCUCAACUCGGAGAAACCCGACGGAGAGAAUGACGAAGUGGCUUUGCCAGCACGCCCUUUCGUCAACUUGGGUAUGCCGGAUGCAGAGUUGUCCCCAGCUGGGAUCCUGUCAUCAUUGUUCCAGCCAGGCCGCCAGCCCGACGACACCAUCUGGUUGAUUGCUGGCACCACAGUCAUCAGGUUAGAAGUAUUUAUCUAG